AUGGCGCUCCAUGCUGACAUGGACACACUGACCUAUGAUGAUGUGCAUGUGAACUUAACUCGGGAAGAAUGGACUUUGCUGGAUCAUUCCCAGAAGAGUCUCUACAAAGAUGUGAUGCUGAAGACUUACGCGAACCUUGCUGCUAUAGGCUACAGUUGGGAAGAAGAUAUGAUUGAAGAACCUUUUCACAAUUCUAAAAGCCAAGGAAGGCAUAAAAGAAGCCAUACUGGAGAGAACACCUCUGAAUAUACUCAGUGUGGUAAAGCACUUGCACACAACAGCCAUACUCAAAGGCAUGACAGAAUUCAUACUGGAGAGAAACCCUCUGAAGAUAUUCAAUAUAGCGAAGUCUUUGUACAUCAUAAUACUCUCCAGAUACAUAAGAGAGGUUAUAUUGGAGAGAAACCAUACAAAUGCAACCAACGUGAUAAGGCCUUUUCAUGGGACAGUACUCUUUGUAUACAUAAAAGGACACACACUGGAGAGAAGCCCUAUGAAUGCGACCAAUGUGGCAAAGCCUUUGCAAGGCUCACUAAUCUCUACAUACAUAAAAGGACACACACUGGAGAGAAACCCUAUGAAUGCGACCAAUGUGGUAAAGCGUUUACACAGCACAGUCACCUCCAUAGGCAUAAAAGGACACAUACAGGAGAGAAACCCUAUGUAUGUAACCAAUGUGGUAAAGCGUUUACACAGCACAGUCACCUCCAUAGGCAUAAAAGGACACAUACAGGAGAGAAACCCUAUGAAUGUGACCAAUGUGGUAAAGCGUUUACACAGCACAGUCACCUCCAAAUACAUAGAAGAACUCAUACUACUGAGAAACCCUACAAAUGCGAUCAGUGUGAUAAAGCCUUUCCAUCGCGUCAGGGUCUUCGUAUACACAAAAGAACACAUACUAAAGAGAAGCCCUAUGAAUGUGACCAGUGUGGAAAAGCCUUUGCACAGCACGGUCACCUCCAAACGCAUAAAAGAACACACACUGGAGAGAAACCCUAUGAAUGUGACCAAUGUGGUAAAGCCUUUGCACAAUACUCAAGUCUCCAAACACAUAAAAGAACACAUACUGGAGAGAAGCCUUACAAAUGUAAUCAGUGUCUUAAAGACUUUGCAUAUCUCAGUAGUCUCCGAAACCAUAAAAGAAAACAUACUGUAGGGAAACACUAUGAAUGUAACCAGUGUAGUAUAACCUUUGCACGAUUCCGUCAUCUCCAAACACAUGAAAGAACACAUGCUGGAGAGAAACCCUAUGAGUGUAAUCAAUGUGGUAAAGCCUUUGCAAAACACAGUAACCUCCACAUACACAAAAGAACACAUACUGGAGAGAGACCCUAUAAAUGUGACCAGUGUGGUAAAGCCUUUGCACAGAGCAGUCAUCUCCAAACGCAUAAAAGAACACAUACUGGAGAAAAACACUAUGAAUGUGACCAAUGUGGUAAAGCCUUUGCAUGUCACAGUUACCUCCACAUACAUAAAAGAAUACACACUGGAGAGAGACCCUAUAAAUGUGACCAGUGUGGUAAAGCCUUUGCACAGAGCAGUCAUCUCCAAACGCAUAAAAGAACACAUACUGGAGAAAAACACUAUGAAUGUGACCAAUGUGGUAAAGCCUUUGCAUGUCACAGUUACCUCCACAUACAUAAAAGAAUACACACUGGAGAGAGACCCUAUAAAUGUGACCAGUGUGGUAAAGCCUUUGCACAGGGCAGUAAUCUCCAAAUGCAUAAAAGAACACAUACUGGAGAGAAACCCUAUGAAUGUAACCAAUGCAGUAAAGCCUUUGAAUGUCACAAUCAUCUCCAUAUACAUAAAAUAACACGUACUGUAGAGAAACUCUACAAAUGUAUUGGAUUUGUUAAAGCUUUUCGACAUCAUAGUCAUUGUGAAAUGCAUAAAAGAAUUCAUACUAGAGAGAUAACUUAUGAAUAUAUUUUAUAUGUCGAGGCCCUACCACAUUUCUAUGGUCUUCAUUAUUAUGGAAGCACUCAUGAUGGACAAAAAUUCUAUGAAUGUAUGCAGUGUGGUAAAGUCUAUUAUAAGGUCCACGUAAAUCCAACACAUUUCAAAACACCAAGUCAAUGCAUAUUUCAAGAAUUUAUUGUAAUCCAGCUGCUACUGAUCCAUCAGGGCUGCAGAUCAUACUUGUGA
This is a messenger RNA of Acomys russatus (golden spiny mouse), 2148 nucleotides long. RefSeq names its product zinc finger protein 431-like. Lineage: Eukaryota; Metazoa; Chordata; Mammalia; Rodentia; Muridae. The record is from RefSeq and is a predicted model, not a curated record. The transcript is spliced from 5 exons. The coding region runs from base 1 to 2148 and encodes 715 amino acids. Gene Ontology annotation, biological process: regulation of transcription by RNA polymerase II. Gene Ontology annotation, molecular function: RNA polymerase II cis-regulatory region sequence-specific DNA binding; DNA-binding transcription activator activity, RNA polymerase II-specific. Gene Ontology annotation, cellular component: nucleus.